This is a messenger RNA of Sinocyclocheilus rhinocerous, 1448 nucleotides long. Its product is annotated as 2-oxoglutarate and iron-dependent oxygenase domain containing 2. Lineage: Eukaryota; Metazoa; Chordata; Actinopteri; Cypriniformes; Cyprinidae. The record is from RefSeq and is a predicted model, not a curated record. The coding region runs from base 113 to 1147 and encodes 344 amino acids. The transcript is spliced from 7 exons. Gene Ontology annotation, molecular function: iron ion binding; L-ascorbic acid binding; oxidoreductase activity, acting on paired donors, with incorporation or reduction of molecular oxygen.
GGUCUAACCUACCGGGGUCGAGAGUUGUAUAAAUAGCUGUUAGACCUGUAUAAAUAUAUAGCAGUAUGUAGUUAGAAUUACAAAAUCUGUAUUAGUCAAAUCUGAAAACACUAUGGAGAGAUUUUACACGUGCAGUUGUUUUUUCAGAGAUAAUAUUUUUCUUGAAGAAUACAAACUUCAUGUGCGUUUCGUCUCAGAGAACCAGUUCAGGAAGGACUAUCAAAAUAUCCUCAGAUCCCUGGGUUGUGUGUCUGAAUCUCAGUUCAGAGACGUGCUUGGAAAGAUUCAUGCGGAAAUCGAGAGACGCCAGCAUUAUGAAUUGAAAUCGGCAGAGAGAGCAGCUACCAUCAAGGAGAUUUAUACACCUCUACAUCAACAUGUUUAUUAUUUGCAGGAGUCAUUCCUGGCUCCAGAAUUUUUACAGUUGGUAAAAUACUGUACUUCUACUGAUGCAACCAUGGAAGGACUGAUGAAUCUCAUUCAGACAGAGGCAGCACCAAGGGUCUUCCGAUUCCCGGUGUUCCGAAAGGAAUUCUGCAAGGACUUUAUAGAAGAGCUGGAGCAUUUUGAACAGUCUGACGCACCAAAGGGCCGGCCGAACACCAUGAACAAUUAUGGAAUUCUGCUGAAUGAACUGGGCUUUGAUGAGAGUUUCAUCACCCCACUGCGGGAGGUCUAUCUGCAUCCACUCACGGCUCUGCUCUACAGCGACUGUGGAGGAAGCUGUCUGGACAGUCACAAGGCUUUCGUGGUCAAGUAUGCUAUGCGUGAAGACUUGGACCUUAGCUAUCAUUAUGACAACGCUGAAGUCACUCUCAAUGUAUCACUGGGGAAAGAUUUCACGGAAGGGAACCUGUUCUUUGGAGACAUGAGACAGGUGCCUCUGAGUGAGACGGAGUGUGUGGAGGUGGAGCAUCAUGUAACCGAAGGUCUGCUUCACAGAGGCCAGCACAUGCACGGAGCUCUACCCAUCUCCUCCGGCACACGCUGGAACCUGAUCAUAUGGAUGCGAGCUUCACAUGAGAGGAACAAACUCUGCCCUAUGUGUGGUAAGAGACCCACACUAGUGGAGAGUGACGGAUUCAGUGAUGGCUUCACCAUGGACCCUGACGACACUAGUAGUACAUUGUCAUGUUCUUUAACAUGAUGUUGUUCAAUGCAUAUGGGUGCUGUUCUAAAGAUUUUAGUCUAAUUUAUUGUACUUUGUUUAGUGGGUCAGCAAUCAGGGUAAAAUGAUUUUGGUGCCUUCUUCAAAAUCAGUACUAAAGGUAUAAGAGUUGAUUAAUGUUUAUGGGUAAUUUUGACUGUAAAUGACCUGAUUAAAUAUCCAAAUUAUUGUAAAUGUAGUGGUUUUAAACCUGCUAUUGAUGUUAGUCAAUGUCUUAUCUUAGGAUGAACUGUUAAUAUAUACAAGGAAUUUGAGAUGUACAUUAAAAUAAAUAAACAGA